GCAGGACAGGGCUGCUUGCUGAUCUCUUGCCCAGUUUUGCUGUGGAUAUUAUGCCAGAGUGGGUCUUUGUGGGCCUGGUGAUCCUGGGGGCAUUCCUGUUCUUCCUCCUGGUGGGGAUCUGCUGGUGCCAGUGCUGCCCACACAGCUGCUGCUGUUACGUCCGCUGCCCCUGCUGUCCCGAGUCCUGCUGCUGUCCCCGGGCCUUGUAUGUAGCAGGCAAAGCAGCAAAAGCUGGGUACCCUCCUCCAGUCUCUUCCAUGCCAGGUGCAUACUACAUCCCCAGUGUUCCUGUGACUGGUGUCCCGUCGCCUGCUGUGCUGAUGGAUAAGUCCCACCCUCCUCCCUUAGCCCCAGGUGACACCAGUGGAGGAAGCCAAAAUGCAGUGUGCAAGGGGUACAGGAUCCAGGCUGACAAGGAAAGGGACUCCAUGAAGGUGCUUUACUAUGUGGGAGAAAGAACUGGCUCAGUUUGACCAGCUAGGAGAACGAUGCGAGAACGAUAUAACAACACCAUCUGACUCAGCUCUUUGCAUGAAGAGGACCUGAACUUCCGUCAGCCCUACCGUCAGUCACGAAGGAAACCUCUGCCUCCUGCUGGGGACCUGGAUGGCGAUGCUGAAUACUGGGCUGGAGUGAUGGGUGGGGGUAGCACAUCCAGAUCACAGGCUGUCUCUGAUUACAGAGAUGAGCGGGACACUUUCUGGCACAGCCAGCAGAGAUCCAAGUCUGAGAUGUUGUCCCGUAAGAGUUUCUCUGUGGGAGUGCCGGCUGUCUCCAUGGAUGAGCUGGCAGCCUUUGCAGAGUCGUACAGCCAGCGGAUGCGGCGAGCAGACAGCCAGGAAACACGACGCUUCGAGCGCUCAGAGUCGCAUGGCAGCCGCAGCGGAGGGCUGCCCCACCAGGAUGGCUCCAUUGAAGAAUACUACACCAAGCGCAGCAGAGGGAACCGGGAGCCGCUGACAGACUCGGAUCAGGGCUGGUCAUACAGCCCACCCCGGAGACGUGCCCAUGAGGAGAAGCACCUGCCCAGGCUGGUGAGCCGAACGCCUGGAGGGAGCCAGAAAUACGAUCACUCCUACCUCAGCAGCGUGUUGGAGAGGAAAUCUCGGAGCUAUGAUGAGAGCGGUGACCAUAGUGAAACUCCCUCGAAGCUGAGCUUGCAGCCCAGCCAGAGAGGAGGGGGAACAUACUAUGCCUGGUCACCACCUUCUACCUACAAAGCCGAGAAAUCACAGCAGCAGUCACAGCAGCCGCCAUCAUCGCCUGAGCAGGAGGAUGAAGAGGACACCCUGCCCCCAUACAGUGAGAGGGAGCUGAGCCGAGGCCCUUCAUGUAGGGCCAGGGAGCAGGCCUACCUCAACGCCUCUGACAAGAAGAGGAAAAAGGACCCCAAGAAAACAAACGAUUUCCCAACAAGGAUGUCCCUUGUGGUUUGAAGUUGUUGUGGACAUGUCAUGUUGAUGGGCUGGAUACUAUGAGGUGACUGCAAUGGAAAAGAGAGAGAGCAACAAGCAAGACAAACCUCCCGUGAAUCUGUGCAGCCAUUGGCCAUGGACUCUGUUUCUACUGUUUAUCUCAUCAGGGAAGUAGAGGCUUUCACAAGAGACAGACUCCCAUGAACAGUACUCGGUCUCAGAGGCUCUGUGAGUCUGCCAGGGAUAUGAGGCCAGGGCUGUCUUUGGCACCAGGUUUUCCAGUGCGCUCCAUUUUGUGCUGGAAGGUAGCUGCAUCCCCACUGUCCCUGCAGCCCUAACUACAAGUGAGGCUGCCUGCGUGCCUCCUGCCCUGUCCUGUGUGCAGAGAGAAGCCUUUGCGCUUAGCUCUUGCUCUCUCUGUCUCCUCAGUUCUCUGUUUGGAUCAAAGUUGUCUCCAUACUUGCAGUUAGAGCCUUUUCUGUAUCAUCCCCAUGCCGGGAGAAAGCUUUGUUCUUAGAACUGCAGGCCGCCUCCAGCUUGUCUAUAUAAUUCCAGACACUAUAGAAAAGGACUGGUGAGAUGUUACUUUGGCAAGGGCUGAACAGAGAGAGAGAGACAAUUAUGGACUGGUUAGUUCAAUAUGUUUAGUUCUGUUCGUUGUGUGACGAAAGGUGCAGGUGAGAUUGAUGUAUUAUUUUGAAAGUGGAUCAAAAUAGCUUUUAUUGUGAGAGCAUGAUGUGUUUUUCCCCUCACCCCCAACUUCGUUUUGUUUUGAUACUGUUACAUUUCUUUGCAGUCAAGCUAUGACCUGUAGAGCUUCAAGCUAGAAUAUCUACUCCACCAUACCAUAAGCAGUGCUCCAGGCUUGCUGGCACUCUGCUUCCAGCACCACAAGACAUCUCUGCAUAGCAACCUUUUGUUUUAAAGGGCCUUUUUGUUUUAAAGAAGCUAAAAGGAGAAAGUCUCAGAGGGCAGCGGUCUCCAUUCUGUCCUACCAGUAUUACUCUUCUCUAGUCAUUGUUCUGAGACACUGAAAAUAGUAGUAACAGCAGUGAAAAAAGAACUAACCCUGUGGAUGAACACAAGCUUAAAGAGUCACCUUUUUCACUUACAGACAUUUCAUUUACCUCGGUUGUGACUGAGAUGUUUUUAGUGGCUGUUGUCUCAGGAGCAGCUUAAUUUCAAAGUGAAGUACUUCAGAUUGGAAGCCUGAUGUUCUGAUUUACAUUAGGUAUACUGCAGCCAUUUCAUUAAUUUUUAGCUGCUAACAUCAUAACAUGAAGGAAGAUGAUGGGAAUAUUUUAAGGUCCAGUAUCUUGAUCCCUAUUAUAUCUAGAAACAACUUAGUGUUCUGCUGUGUUACGAACAUUGUCAGCCUACGAAAUGCCAUUUCUGUUCUUACUGUGGAAAUCUGGUGAGCUGUCUAGCCUCAGGUGCUCAUUCUGGCAACACUGGUUUGAACAUAAGAUCUACAAACAUUGCUGCAAUUCUCUGUUAAUUUCUGUAUUACUCUGUUGCCAGAUCAGUUCACCAGGAACAGUCAGGGGAAAGGAAGACUAAUCUUCAUAGAGUUGAUGACAGUGCAGUCUUCGUGCUAGAAAGUGAUGAAAAACUGGCUUGCUUGUCCUGUGCUCCUCUUUACAUCCAGUUGCAGUGAUGUAAUUGUGAUGUGCAUCCAAUUACAGUGAUGACUGUAAUUUUGGAAAUCCUAGUCCUGGGACUUACAGGCCACAGGACUAGAAGUCCCCUUUAAAUAUAGAUAGCUACUGUAUGGUCUUCCCAGAGCUGCCUUCUUUCUAGGUUGAACAAGCCCAACACUCUCAGCAAACCCAACUCCUGUCUCCAUAGAGGAGGUGCUCUAGCCCUCUGAUUGAUUUCUUCGCAUCCUCUGGACCUGCUCAGGCAGGUCCAUUUCUGCCUUGUGUUGAGGACACCAGAACUGCACACAGUACUGCAGGUGGGGUUUCACAAGAGCAGAGUAGAAGGGGCAAUUCACCUCCCUCUACCCACCACAGUCCUUUUGGUGCAGCCCAGGACAUGGUUGACUUUCUGGGGUGCAAGUGCAUAUUGCCAGUUCAUGUCCAGUUUUCAUUCAAUGGUACCCACAAGUCCUUCUCCAUAGUGCUCCUCUCAAUCCCUUCAUUCCCUAGACUGCACUGAUAUGGGGGGUUGCCCUGACCAAGGUGCAGGAUAUUGCACUUGGCCUUGUUGAACCUCAUGGGGCUGUCAGGCUUCCUCUGAAUGGCAUCCCUUCCCUGCAGUGAAUCAGCUGCACUGCUCAGUGGGGUGUCACUUGUAGACUUGCUGAGGGUGCACUCAUUAACAGAGACUGAACAGUACCAGUCUUAAUACAGGUCCCCCUUGAGGGACCUUGCCAUUAACUGCAAUUCUCUGGGUGUGGCCAUUCAGCCAAUUCCUAAUCCAUCAAAUAAUCCAUUCAUCAAACCCAUCUUUCUCCAGUUUACAGACAAGGAUGUUGUGUGGGACUGUGCCAGAGGCCUUACAGAAGUCAAGCUAGAUGACAUCAGUUGUUCUUUCCUUAUCCACCAGUGCAGUCACUCUGUUGUAGAAGGCUUCCAGAUAGGCACUAUUUGUCCUUUGUGAAGGACUGUCUCUGAUUGCUUCCCUGCCACCCACAUGCCUUGACAUAGCUUCCAGUAGGAUCUGUUGUAUGAUUGUACUGAACAUGAAGGUGAAGCUGAUCAGUCUGUAGAUUCCAGGGUCCUCCUUUCUGUUCUUUUUAAAAAUGGGUGUGAAGUUUUCCUUUUUCCAGGCACUGUGGGCCUGACUGCCUGAGAAUGGCUUAGCAGCUACAUUUGCCAGUACAAGCCAGAUAUAUCUAUUUGUAUUUUGUCUGGAGAGACUAAAUCUUAAGUAUUUCAUCUUUUCUCAUCUUUGAUACAUGUUCCUAGGACAAUCCCAGCACAGUUAAAAAGAGAUAGUUGCCAUCUGAGGUCCCCGUGGCCUUGAGAAACCUACAGAGCUACACUACACACUAUUUUAAAUUAAACACUUCAUCCCAGACAUAUGAUGAUACUAGCAGAAAGAAAUGAUGGUGUUUUGUUAGUCUGAAAACCUUGGGAACCCUAUGCCAUGAAUUUCAAAGGAGCUUAGUGUGCUGUCUUUUCCAUCAGAUAUCCAGCAGACCCAGGAGACAUUUUACACAGAAAUUUGAAAGUGCAUCUACAACAAUGACUGUGUCAGUAGGGGCCAGAAUGAUGAUUUAACAGUCUCUAAAUACCUGUAUCUUUUAAAUCACACUGAAAGCCAGAGCGUCACAAUCUCCUCAUUUCAGUUAUGUCUGUCCCAUAUCUCAGUCACUGUAGUUUAUUUGAUCAAGCCCUCAGGAAUGAGUUGUGUGUAUUAAAAAUACAAGCUUUCUCA
Messenger RNA from Melopsittacus undulatus (budgerigar), 4799 nucleotides. Its product is annotated as immunoglobulin-like domain-containing receptor 2. Gene Ontology annotation, cellular component: membrane. Gene Ontology annotation, biological process: pancreas development. NCBI's taxonomy places the organism in Eukaryota, Metazoa, Chordata, Aves, Psittaciformes, Psittaculidae. The record is from RefSeq and is a predicted model, not a curated record.